Molecule: messenger RNA, 3268 nt
Organism: Cervus elaphus (red deer)
Lineage: Eukaryota; Metazoa; Chordata; Mammalia; Artiodactyla; Cervidae
Gene: COL13A1
Product: collagen type XIII alpha 1 chain
Exons: 39
Coding region: 879-2819 (646 amino acids)
Source: RefSeq, a predicted model, not a curated record
GGGGGGCGGGAGAGAUUAGUUUGGGAAGUAGCACGGAUUGCUCAUCCGAUCCGUGCAGCCGCAGCUCGUGUGUCAAGUUACAGAGGCGCCGGAAUCGGCCCCAGCGCUCCUCGGCUGCGGCCACGACCCACCUCUGCCCAUGGGGCCCUCCAUGUGCACCCCUUCGCCCCGGGACUGAAACUGGCUCGCCCGGGCGACGGGAAACACCAAGAAGGACAGACAGUGCUGAACCAACUCCGGACUGCAGAUACUUGAAGGGAAAGACGGGGCAGAAAGGAGAGCCGGCCAGAUUUCCCUAACUUUCCUGGACUUGGAACGUUCUUCGAAGCAACUUUUUUUUUUUUCACCUGGGUGUACCCCCUGAUUACUGCUGGUUGUAUUUUUUUUUUCUUUUGCUCCCCCCGGCCCCCCUACCCCCAGCUGCUAUUUUUUUCCAUCCUCUUUGCCGAGAGCAAAGGAAAGGGACGUUUAUCCAGCGACACAAGCCUUUUCCCCCACUGCCCCGGAGCUUGAGAUCGCGCUUUGGGGCAGCGGCUCUCGCCUUUAUUUAUUCUAUUUAUUUAUUUAUUGGUUCUCAAGACGCGAGGGGAUGGUAGCGGAGCGCUCCGGCAAAGCGACAGCCGCCGGUGCCCGCGGCCCUGGGGAGCUGGGCGCGCCCGGGACAGUGGCGCUGGCGGUGGCGCCGGCGGAGCGCUGCGCUCGGCUGCCGAGCCCUGGGUCUUGCGGGCUGCUGGCGCUGGCUCUCUGCUCGCUGGCGCUCAGCCUGCUCGCCCACUUUCGGACGGUCGAGCUGCAGGCCCGGGUGCUGCGCCUGGAAGCGGAGCGUGGGGAGCAGCAAAUGGAGCCGGCUAUUUUGGGACGAGUCAACCAACUGCUGGAUGAGAAAUGGAAGCUCCACUCACGGAGGCGCCGGGAGACCCCGAAGACGUCCCCAGGAUGCCACUGCCCGCCAGGGCCUCCUGGUCCUGCUGGAAGACCCGGCCUCCCGGGGGACAAAGGUGCCAUUGGGAUGCCUGGACGUAUGCUUCUCCUUUCUGUUCCUCCCUCCUCCCCUCCCCUCCCUCUCCCCCUCCUCCCUCUUUUCUCCCCCACAGGGCGCCCCAGGAGAUGCCGGCAUGUCCAUCAUUGGUCCCCGCGGCCCCCCUGGUCAGCCAGGCACCCGAGGUUUUCCAGGAUUUCCGGGUCCCAUUGGGCUUGACGGAAAACCGGGCCGGCCAGGACCAAAGGGGGAGAUGGGACCUCAAGGACAAAAGGGAGAAAAGGGUCAGUGUGGAGAUUACCCACACCGGGAGCACCUAAGUGGCUCUCUAGCAGCUCUGCGCUCCAACCAGAUAAUUAUUCUGAAGGGUGAACAGGGCCAGGCUGGCAUCCAAGGCCCGCCAGGGCCACCAGGCCCUCCCGGACCGAGUGGACCUCUGGGGCACCCAGGACUGCCAGGGCCCAUGGGGCCGCCCGGCUUACCGGGGCCUCCUGGACCAAAGGGAGACCCAGGGAUCCAGGGCUACCACGGCCGGAAGGGAGAACGGGGCAUGCCAGGGAUGCCAGGCAAACACGGAGCAAAGGGGGCUCCUGGAACCACUGUGGCUGGGAUGAAGGGUGAACCUGGGAUCCCAGGAGCCAAGGGUGAGAAGGGGGCUGCAGGGUCCCCCGGGCCACUCGGCCUCUUGGGGCAGAAGGGAGAAAAAGGCGAUGCUGGCAACUCCAUUGAAGGAAGCAGAGGGGAGCCUGGACCCCCAGGGCUUCCUGGACCCCCAGGGCCAAAGGGGGAGGCUGGAGCAGAUGGCCCGCCAGGCCCCCCAGGAGAGCAAGGAGACAAGGGGGAGCCUGGAGCACCUGGAGAUCAGGGACCUACUGGCCCCAAGGGCUCCAAGGGAGAACCUGGGAAAGGAGAGAUGGUGGACUACAACGGGAACAUCAACGAGGCUCUCCAGGAGAUCCGGACACUGGCCUUGAUGGGGCCCCCUGGUCUUCCUGGGCAGAUCGGCCCACCCGGAGCUCCGGGGAUCCCAGGCGAGAAGGGGGAGAUUGGACUGCCAGGCCCUCCCGGACUCGACGGGGAAAAGGGACCUCGAGGCAAACCAGGAGAUGUGGGCCCUCCUGGUCCCCAAGGCCCCCCAGGAAAGCCUGGGCCUGCAGGAAUGAAGGGAGAAGAUGGCCUCCCGGGGAGCCCAGGAGAGAAGGGGGAGAAAGGGGAGACGGGGCAGCCAGGACCACCGGGUCUAGACGGCCCAACUGGGGAGAAAGGAGAACCAGGUGACCCAGGGAGACCCGGCGCGACUGGACUUCCUGGCCCAAUCGGGCUCCCAGGAUUUAUAGGAGAGAAAGGAGAACCAGGGGAGAAGGGUGACCCAGGAAUGGAGGUUCCUGGGCCGCCAGGGCCAGAGGGGCCUCCUGGACCUCCGGGGCUCCAAGGCGUUCCUGGACCAAAGGGGGAAGCAGGACUAGACGGAGCAAAAGGAGAAAAGGGCGUCCAGGGAGAAAAAGGAGACCGAGGUCCUCUGGGAUUACCCGGAGCUUCAGGUUUGGACGGCAGGCCUGGGCCACCGGGUACUCCAGGACCAAUCGGAGUUCCAGGCCCAGCGGGACCAAAGGGAGAGAGGGGCAGCAAAGGCGACCCUGGGAUGACAGGACCAACGGGAGCAGCUGGGCUUCCUGGUUUACACGGACCACCCGGGGACAAAGGAAACCGGGGGGAGAGGGGGAAGAAAGGCUCUAGAGGGCCUAAGGGGGAUAAGGGAGACCAAGGAGCGCCUGGAUUAGAUGCCCCCUGUCCAUUGGGUGAAGAUGGCUUGCCAGUCCAGGGCUGCUGGAACAAGUGAUGCCUCUAACCUGGGAUUGGCCUGUGUGUGUGUUUGUACAUAGAAUAUUUAUUUUUAUACAGUUUUCACUUUUUGAAAAUGCCCGAAGUAUGAUGCAUCUUACAGAUUAUUUUUUAAAAAAGGAAAACCUGCAUAUUUUGUACAGAAAAUACCAACCUCUUCCCUUUUGUUUACAAGAUGUUUUGCAUACGUCUAAGACUCUAAUACACUUUUCAUUUGUGAGUACGGCUGUAUGUUUGCAUGAUAUUUGUGCACACUUAUUAAGUAUUGAAGCUUAAUAAAUUAUUGUGUUCCAGUGCCAAAGGGGGCCAACCAGCACUUAGGUGCUGGCUGGUUUGUGUGUGACUUCACAGAUACAAGAAGGUCCAUGGUGUUUGCUAAGCUAGGUGUGUCUCAGAAUAUUUUAAACUCUUACGGAUUUCCACUAUUAAAAAAGUGAAACAUGGAAA